AUGAAAAUUUGGAUACCGAAAAGAUUAGAAGCCAAAGCAGGCAUACCAAGAAUAGAUCUUAGAAAAAAGAGGGUAAGAUCAGAAGAAGAUGACUUAUUAGAGAAUGAUAUAGAUAAAAUAAAAAAUAUUAAAAAUAGUAAAACACAAUAUAAUCUAGGGAUUGGAACCGGUUAA
Rhizophagus irregularis DAOM 181602=DAOM 197198 is the source of this 174-nucleotide messenger RNA. NCBI's taxonomy places the organism in Eukaryota, Fungi, Glomeromycota, Glomeromycetes, Glomerales, Glomeraceae. The record is from RefSeq and is a predicted model, not a curated record.